AUGUCAUGGAUAAGAAAAUGGUCAGGAAAAGAAAAAGGUCAAGUUGACCUUGGAUGUCACCCUGACACCCCAGCCGCUCGACAACUGGGUACAAACCCUGGCAACUAUGAGACCAACAGUACAACGGUGGACGUCUGUAUGAACAUGUGCUCAGAACUUGCUUAUGAAUAUGCCGGCCUCACCCAUGGCAAACUGUGUUUCUGUGGCAACAACCUGACCUCGGCCAUGGUGUCAUCGUCCACGUGUGGUCAGGCCUGUACUGGGAACAGUGGUCAGUUGUGUGGGUCAGACACGGUUCACCUGAAUGUCCAUCAGCUAACCUUACUGCCCAUGUCCAGUCUGACCAUCGACCUGCCAGGUAGGGAUUGUGGAAUGAUAUCAAUGAGCCCUUACUGCCAUGUCCAGUCUGACCAUCGACCUGCCAGUCUGACCAUCGACCUGCCAGCCAUCAUAGAGACCUACAGCAGCACGUCAGUAGUGUUCAACGUGACUGGAGGCAGUGAUGUCACCAUUGCUGGCUCUAUCUCAGACGGGAGCCCGGGCUUCUCCCUCCCCCCAUCUGUCUCCUGGCUCACCCACAAUCUGCAGAGCCCGGGCAUAGCUGUCAUCAAGGCCACUGCCUUGGACAGCAACAACAAGACAGGACAAACAAUGAUCAAGGGUGUGACAGUGAGCUGCCCAGAUGUGGUGACCAGCACUGAGCGCUUUGAAUGUUUUGUGACCAUCACCAUGGGAACCAACAUGUACAUUGAGGCUGACCUUGGGGAUGGCACCAUCGUUCCUCUGAACAGCACAGAUUGUGGCAGUUACACUGCUGGCCAUUCAUCUGGUCCUGUUUCCAUAGCAACCCAUCCUGGUACCGGGAAACUGUACCUGAUAUCCGGAGCAGAAUUCCACCAGAAUGGCUCCAUCGUUGGUUUCUCUUACAACGCUGAGAGUGCUGGAACCAUGACUGUACAGCCCCUGGGCGAGCGAUGGAAGCACCGCUGUGGCGCCGGCACCAUCUACAGUAUCUCUCAGCAAAGCUGCGUCUACCAGAAUAGUGGCCAAGUUGUGGAGACAACAGGCAAUCAUGUCAGUGGGACAUUUCAGUUCGUAGCAGAGAUCUCUGUUAGUGUUGCCAGUACCGGGGCUGGGUUUUAUCAGGUGCCAGAUGGAAGCAUUCUGACUGUUCAACCAGGAGACUUCUUGGCUCUCGUAGAGAACACUGCGCAGUUACAGAUCAUCUCGGCCGCGGUGGCUGACUACGAGUAUUACUACCAUGUAACCUCUGAUACGGCCUGGCAGGGAAGAGCAACAACUGGUUUUACCAUAGAAGCGGCUGGAAAUCUUCUUCAAGCAGCCCAUGCUAUUAAAGCGCAUGUCAUCAGGCCUGUGAGAAUAAGGUUCAGACACACAUACUCUGCAAUGAAUUCUGCGGGCUUCAAUGUCACAGUGAAGACGGCAAACAACAUCUCGGCCUUUGCUAUUUCGAGACCUAUUGAGGUUCAAGUGCGAAUCUUGAAUGUCAGCAUUUCUACACAUCAAACCACUGUUCCCACAAAUGAGACUAUAACACUCAAUGUGCCUGCCCACCCUGGCAGUGAUGUUAUGUAUACCUGGGAUUUCGGCGAUGGUGUUUCCAUAGCUGUGGAAAAUGCAAGCAUAGGUUACACAUGGUCAGAGGCUGGAGUGUAUAAUGUAACCCUGUAUGCUGCAAAUAACAUCAGCUCAGUAUUAACAUCGCUGUUGGUCACCAUUCAAGACUCCAUACAGAACCUUACUCUGGGGUCCCAAGGACCUGGCAUUGUCAUAUUCACUCCUUCCCUGUACACGUGGAACAUCACACACGGUACCAAUGUGAGCCAUGUUCUGAAUAGGAACCAAUGUGGGUAA
This is a messenger RNA of Dreissena polymorpha, 1875 nucleotides long. RefSeq lists its product as uncharacterized. The coding region runs from base 1 to 1875 and encodes 624 amino acids. NCBI's taxonomy places the organism in Eukaryota, Metazoa, Mollusca, Bivalvia, Myida, Dreissenidae. The record is from RefSeq and is a predicted model, not a curated record. The transcript has 13 exons.